Messenger RNA from Oncorhynchus gorbuscha (pink salmon), 2062 nucleotides. Its product is annotated as spermatogenesis-associated protein 22-like. The transcript is spliced from 10 exons. Gene Ontology annotation, biological process: gamete generation; regulation of meiotic cell cycle; homologous chromosome pairing at meiosis. NCBI's taxonomy places the organism in Eukaryota, Metazoa, Chordata, Actinopteri, Salmoniformes, Salmonidae. The coding region runs from base 381 to 1610 and encodes 409 amino acids. The record is from RefSeq and is a predicted model, not a curated record.
AGUUAAAGCCCAGUUAUCAGUACCUGAACAUGUGAGAAUACUGUAGAGGCCAUAGUAUGUAGGCCAAACCACUUACUCAGUCCACUUGGAAAAACGUGCAUUUGUUUAAAAAAACAACAACGUUGUAUUUAUAUAAAGUGCAGCCUCCCUCUCUUAGCUAACUAGAACAGCUAAGUGUUCGAUAACAGCUAAGUGUUCUAGUUAGCCAAGAAGUGGGAAAUCGCGGGUAGUAGCGCGUGCCCAUUGGAUCUGACUGGCGAAAGGAGACCACCGGUUUAUUCUAGGCCGGUUGGAAGAGGCUGACGAGCUCACUACAAUAGGUAUUUAGCUAGUUACUUGGAACAGCAACCACAGACUCUGAGUGAAGACACUGGGAUAAGAUGAAAAGAUAUGAAAACCAGCAGGCCAGACCUACUGCAGGCUGCCUCUCUGUGCUUCUGUUUAACCAGAAGAAAAGGAGUAGGCUGCCUUUGACAUCCAAUCCCUCAGAGAAGAAAUUCUGUUCCGGCAAUGAAUACAUGCCUACACACAGCUCUGCUUCAUCCAUCAUCAACACAUCAGGUAACACAGGCUAUUACCAAGAUCAAGCCCCAAGGUGUCCUGCCCCUGCUGUUCAGCACAAUCAGUGCAGCAGACAAGGCAACCAGCAGUCUCAACCACAGUCUCACUGCCCUAACAGUCAACCUGUUCCGGUACCUGUGGGGAGAAGCUUUGCACCUUCACACCCAUACCACACUGGGAAUACAGGUCUGCAGAUGGGACAGCCACCAGUGAGGCAGGACUCAAGAGCCCCUACAAACCCCAGACAGAGCAACUACAAUGCCCCUUGCAGCAGUGGGAACACACAGAGCAAGCCGGUAUCCCCAAGCAGCUACUCUCAGAUGGGUCAGCAGCAGUCAGGUUACAGACAGAGACAGGACAACCCGACAACGCCUCCUCUUUACUCCCAGCAGUCUAAACCCACUCCCCCUCCAAGCAGACCAAGUCAUGGUCCUGGAACACAGGAGCAGAACACAUCCUGGAAGUUUAUAACCACCACCAAUACUGGGCCACAGAAACAACUGAUGGAAGAUAGUAGAGACACAUAUCAAACUCAAAAUAUCUCUCAGUCUCAGGUACAACAUGUCAAACCAGCAACUGAGAACUCUCUGAGGAUCCUGACUGCUGUCAUUGAUGGCAUUAGACACUGGAGCCAUUUCAAGGGCAGAGCCCCGUACCUAUUUGAGAUUUUCGCCACUCUUGACUCUGCAGUCACCGCCGGGUCUCAUGGAGCUAAGAACUUCCUCAUGAGAGAUGGGAAAGAGGUGGUGCAGUGUGUCUUCUAUGAAAAUGAUUACUUACCAGCUGCUACUGAUCACCAGCAUUAUAAAGCAGUAGUUAGUUUUUCAACAAUGAUGGAGGAUAUGGCUUCUCAAAUCGAGCUGGAGUUGCCCAGGCUGAUCCGAGGCCAGGUGCACCGCUGUGUGGGGAACUACGACCACAACAGGGACACCCUCACCUGUGUGUCUGUCAGGGCCGCUCUGCCCUCAGAGCAGAGGAACGCACAUGCGUCUAUCAAAGCCUCGGAUGCUGAGAUGAGGGACCUGGUGAAAUCACUCAGUGAAGUCUGAUCAGCAGCACAGAAACACAUAAGGGAGCUUCCAGCAACUUUUCAAAGGAAAAACAAUUGUCUUUGCCAAUGGGUUCUUGAGUAUCACUACAUGGAAAGUGCUCUCCACUAUUAGAAACUGUAUGUAGAUCCUUGACAUGUCUGAAGAUUCUCCAGGGAUGAGUAGUACGUGAUACCCCUAUUUUAUUGUUGAAAGAAUAUUCUGAACUGGGCAGUUCAAGUGUAUACAGUUUCACCUGCUUGCCUGUAAAGGGCGCCAUCUGUUUGUGACAAGGAACAUAUUAAGAUUGUGUGUUUAUGAAUUUCCCAAUGUUAAAUAUGUACGUGCAUCUAUAUAUCAUCAAAUUACAUGUAAGAUAUUUCAUAUUUUUCUUGUGUAUAUAAUACUUAACACAUAAAAAAUGUAAUAUGUGCAAUUCUGUUUUUGGACACAAAAUAAAAAACCCUUCCUCA